AUGCAUCCACAAAGUCUGGCUGAGGAGGAGAUAAAGACAGAGGCUGAUGUGGUAGAAGGGAUGGAUGCGUCAACACGACCUAAAGUCCUGGAUCCACCAGGAGCUGCCCCUCAGAAAAGAAAAAUCUCUAGUCCUACUCACUCCUCCAAUGGGCACUCUCCCUCUGACACAUCGCCCAGCCCCCACAAGAAGAAGAAAAAGCCUGGUGCUGUUAACAACAGUAGCAAAGACCAGUCAGAGCUAAGACAUGGUCCCUUUUACUAUAUGAAGCAGCCAGCACUCACCACAGACCCUGUUGAUGUUGUACCGCAGGACGGCAGGAACGACUUCUACUGCUGGCUGUGCCACCGCGAGGGCCAGGUGCUCUGCUGUGAGCUCUGCCCCAGGGUGUACCACGCCAAGUGCCUCAAACUGCCCGCUGAGCCUGAGGGCGACUGGUUCUGCCCAGAAUGUGAGAAAAUAACGGUUGCUGAAUGCAUUGAAACGCAAAGCAAAGCAAUGACAAUGUUGAACAUCGACCAACUCUCGUAUUUGCUGAAAUUUGCACUUCAGAAGAUUAAACAGCCUGGGACUGAGCCUUUUCAUAAACCUGUGUCUCUGGAACAACAUCCAGAUUAUGCAGAGUACAUAUUUCACGCCAUGGACCUGUGCACCUUAGAAAAGAAUAUAAAAAAGAAAAUGUAUGGCUGCACUGAAGCCUUUCUUGCUGAUAUGAAAUGGAUAUUACACAACUGCAUUAUUUAUAACGGAGCUAAUCAUAAAUUAACAGCAACUGCAAAAGUUAUAGUAAAGAUUUGUGAACAUGAGAUGAAUGAGAUUGAAGUGUGUCCAGAGUGUUACUUGUCUUCGUGUCAGAAACGUGAAAACUGGUUUUGUGAACCAUGUAGUCAACCUCAUCCUUUGGUGUGGGCCAAGUUAAAAGGUUUCCCCUUUUGGCCAGCUAAAGCACUCAGAGAAAAGGACGGUCAGGUCGAUGCUCGAUUCUUUGGACAACAUGAUCGAGCUUGGGUUCCAAUCAAUAACUGCUACCUGAUGUCUAAAGAAAUCCCGUUUUCUGUGAAGAAGACAAAGAGUAUUUUCAACAGUGCCAUGCAGGAGAUGGAGGUGUACGUCGAAAACAUUCGCAAGAAAUUUGGAGUUUUCAACUACGCACCUUUCAGAACUCCAUACACCCCAAACAAUCAGCUCCAGAUGCUGCUGGACCCCAAUAACCCCAGCAGUGGAACGGUUAAAAUUGAGAAGCCAGAUAAACUCCGGUUGAACUUUGAUACUACUGCGUCACCUAAAAUGGUCCUAAGUAAGAGUUCGAGUGGGAUGGGCAGGAGGGUGUCCAUGACGGAGAUGCCACGCUCUCCCAUGAGCACCAACUCCUCAGUGCAUACAGGCUCCGACGGAGAGCAGGACAUGGAGAAGCCCGUCAGGAACCCAGCCUUUCACUACAGCACUGGGGAGGAGUCUAUGGACUGCACAGCAUCACCUAUGUCUGGAAAGAUGGGUGCUGCAGGCAGCACAACAGGAAGUCCAAAACCGAGCUUAGUACCAAAACAAGAGCGGACGGCAGGCACAGGGGGGAUUCUCAAUCUCAAUCUCGAUCGAGUGAAGGCAGAGAUGGACCUGAAGGAGCUGAGUGAAACAGUCCAACAGCAGCAGCAGCAACAACAGGGAGCAGUGCUCACUCCUGCUACGCCCAAACGACCCCUGAGAAGCCUGGACAAGACUAUUGAGAGCUGCAAGGCUCAGCUAGGAAUAGAUGAGAUCUCUGAAGAUGUCUACAAAGAUGUGGACCACAGUGACUCUGAGGACUCGGACAAAUCAGACUCGAGUGACAGCGAGUACCUGAGCGAUGAAGAACACAAACCAAAGAGCUCCACUCAACACAAAGACAAACCGGAGCGAAAAAGGCCCAAAACAACCAACGAAGGGGACAGUAAACAGCCAGACACCCAGGACAAAACCAAGACGCCGCUGUCUCCUCUGGAUAAAAGCAGAGUGGCUGAAGACGGGAAGACGGCUACAAAAACAGCUGAACAAGACUCUGAUUCUGAGAGGGAACUGGUGAUCGAUUUAGGGGAAGAGCAUGGAGGACGGGACGCAAAACGGGCAAGAAGAGAUGCUGCAGCAGCCAAGAAAGAAGCUACAGUGAAAACAGAAGCUUCCUCAGCCUCCAGUCAGAAAGACUCUUUGCAGCCAGUGUUGGCAGCAGCCCUCAACAUGGCCACAGCGUCUGCACCAGGCCUGUCCUCCAGUACCACCACCACCAACUCAACCAGCACCCCUCCUCCUGCAUCAGCAUGCUCUCCUUCCCCUGCUCCCUUAAAGAAACAACGCCCCCUGCUUCCCAAAGACACUACGCCACAGCCAGCGCAGCAACAAGCAGUCGUGUGGACACCAACAAAAGUUCAGACGCAAAAAUAUCACGCACAGAAAGUCCCAAAGCAGCAGCAGCAGCAGCAGCACGGAGAGACGUCUGCAGCACAGUCUCAAAUUCAAACUCGUAGUCCACAGCAUCUGCAGGGCCACCAAAACUCCUCCAGCACGCGUUACCAGACCCGGCAAGCGGUUAAAGGGCAACAAAAAGACACCCCUCAAAAUUCUCUCAGCAGCAGUUCUUCGUACGUGUCCGGAGAAGUGCAGAUCCCAACGGUUUCAGCUGAUGUCGCAGCAGACAUAGCAAAGUAUACAAAUAAGAUGAUGGACUCAAUCAAAGGAACAAUGACUGAAAUCUACAAUGACCUCUCAAAAAGUACAUCCGGAAACACUAUUGCUGAGAUUCGACGGUUGCGGAUAGAAAUCGAGAAGCUUCAGUGGUUACAUCAGCAGGAGUUGGCAGAAAUGAAGCAUAACUUGGAACUAACCAUGGCAGAAAUGCGACAAAGCCUGGAGCAGGAGAGGGACCGGUUGGUGGCGGAGGUGAAGAAGCAGAUGGAGGUGGAGAAGCAGCAGGUCAUCGACGAGACCAAAAAGAAGCAGUGGUGCGCAAACUGCAGGAAGGAGGCCAUUUUCUACUGCUGCUGGAACACCAGCUACUGCGACUACCCCUGCCAGCAGGCACACUGGCCCGAGCACAUGAAGUCCUGCACACAGUCCGCCACAGCGUCACAACAGGAGCCCGAGGCAGAGUCCAGUUCAGACCCUUCCCUUAAAUCUUCAGGACUUUCCCCAGCCGCUCAGACCCUGCCCCCUGCACCAGGAGGGGGGGCAGAGAAGAGCAUAUCUCCCUCGUGUGGAGAAAAAAACAAAGAUGGAGCUGCUGUUACAGUGACCUAA
This is a messenger RNA of Knipowitschia caucasica, 3267 nucleotides long. Lineage: Eukaryota; Metazoa; Chordata; Actinopteri; Gobiiformes; Gobiidae. The record is from the annotation of a GenBank genome assembly.